AACACCCAAAUAAACUAGCAAAAAUGAUGAGCCUAUACCACACCCACAACUUCUCGCCCAAUCAGUGUGGCUCGAGCCUGGUCCAGACCAUAGAAGCACCACUGCCCCUAGUGUGGUCCAUGGUCCGGCGCUUUGACCACCCACAAUCCUACAAGAAGUUCGUAAAGAGCUGCACCGUGCAAUCCGGCGGCAAUGGUGGUGUUGGAAGCAUCCGAGAGGUGGAGAUCGUCUUCGGCUUACCGGCUAGAUUUAGCACAGAGCGGCUCGACAAGCUUGACGACGAGACUCAUGUCAUGAUGUUUAGUAUUAUCGGAGGAGACCAUAGGCUUGAGAAUUAUCACGCAACUAUGACACUGCAUGAGGAUAACGGUAGAGAGGAUGGCGGGAAGACCGUCGUGAUCGAAUCGUACGUCGUGGAUGUUCCGGCAGGGAGUAGUGAGGAAGAUACAUGCUUGUUUGCCGAUACUAUAAUCAGAUGCAACCUCAAGUCCUUGGCUAAUAUCAGCGAAAAGAUGGCUUUGGAUUUAGUCAUAAGGACCCAAAUAAUGGAGAUCGAUGCAUAUUAGUAGUAUUAUCGCGUAAGCUAGCCCAAAUACGUGAGUUAUAAAAAAAAGUAUUUGCGCUAGGGGUGUGUAUGAGCCGAUCUAGAAUAACAUUGGUUUGUUUAUUU
Molecule: messenger RNA, 670 nt
Organism: Rhododendron vialii
Lineage: Eukaryota; Viridiplantae; Streptophyta; Magnoliopsida; Ericales; Ericaceae
Product: abscisic acid receptor PYL12-like
Exons: 2
Coding region: 24-566 (180 amino acids)
Biological process (GO): abscisic acid-activated signaling pathway
Cellular component (GO): nucleus; cytoplasm
Molecular function (GO): protein phosphatase inhibitor activity; signaling receptor activity; abscisic acid binding
Source: RefSeq, a predicted model, not a curated record